Molecule: messenger RNA, 1933 nt
Organism: Marmota monax (woodchuck)
Lineage: Eukaryota; Metazoa; Chordata; Mammalia; Rodentia; Sciuridae
Gene: Cacng7
Product: calcium voltage-gated channel auxiliary subunit gamma 7
Exons: 6
Coding region: 111-938 (275 amino acids)
Biological process (GO): postsynaptic neurotransmitter receptor diffusion trapping; positive regulation of synaptic transmission, glutamatergic; neurotransmitter receptor internalization
Cellular component (GO): AMPA glutamate receptor complex; postsynaptic density membrane
Molecular function (GO): channel regulator activity; voltage-gated calcium channel activity
Source: RefSeq, a predicted model, not a curated record
GCGGCGGCCGGGGGAAGCCGCGAGGCCGGUCAUGCGGCUGCGGGGCCCGCGGCCCGGAGCGUCCGCCCAGCCCUGAGCGAGGCCCCGCAGGGCGCCCCCCGCCGCUGAGGAUGAGUCACUGCAGCAGCCGCGCCCUGACCCUGUUGAGCAGCGUGUUCGGUGCAUGCGGCUUGCUCCUCGUGGGCAUCGCGGUCAGCACGGACUACUGGCUGUACAUGGAGGAGGGCACCGUGUUGCCGCAGAACCAGACCACCGAGGUCAAGAUGGCGCUGCACGCUGGCCUCUGGCGAGUCUGCUUCUUUGCAGGUCGAGAGAAGGGUCGCUGCGUGGCCUCGGAAUACUUCCUUGAACCAGAGAUCAACUUGGUGACGGAAAACACGGAGAAUAUUUUGAAGACAGUGCGCACGGCCACUCCCUUCCCCAUGGUCAGUCUGUUCCUCGUUUUCACGGCCUUCGUCAUCAGCAACAUCGGCCACAUACGCCCUCAGAGGACCAUCCUAGCCUUCGUUUCUGGCAUCUUCUUCAUCCUGUCAGGCCUCUCCUUGGUGGUGGGCUUGGUCCUUUACAUCUCCAGCAUCAACGACGAGGUCAUGAACAGGCCCAGCAGCUCCGAACAGUACUUCCAUUACCGCUAUGGAUGGUCUUUUGCCUUCGCAGCUUCCUCCUUCCUGCUCAAAGAGGGGGCCGGCGUGAUGUCGGUGUACCUGUUCACCAAGCGCUACGCGGAGGAGGAGAUGUACCGCCCGCACCCCGCCUUCUACCGUCCGCGUCUCAGCGACUGCUCCGACUACUCCGGCCAGUUUCUGCAGCCCGAGGCGUGGCGUCGGGGCCGCAGCCCGUCGGACAUCUCAAGCGACGUCUCUAUCCAGAUGACGCAGAACUACCCUCCCGCCAUCAAGUACCCCGACCACCUGCACAUCUCCACCUCGCCCUGCUGAGGCGCGGCUGCUGGGAGCAUCCCCUCGCCCCUAGCCCAACCCCUCCCCGCGGGCCGCCCUGAACCGCAGCCCCUGCCAGGGAUACUCCCGCCAGAGUAAGCUGCUCCACCUUUAGGCCCCGCCCCGCCACCCUCCCUCUCUUCAAUGGCUCCUCCCACUUCCCCGACCUCUCCUCUUCAUUGGUUCCUUCCACUUGAAAAUGACCCCGCCCUCGGGUCUCAAGCCGCAUACGGCCACGCCCAGACAGUAGCCCCGCCCCUUCACCCGGUCCGCGAGCCCAGCACCCCCGAGCCCGCCGGAGCCGCUUCACUGCAGGGGCGCUGGGCUGGAGAGUGGGUUCGGCAGCCGCCAGGAAUGCCGAUCAUCUUCUCCCCUGCGCCCCGACUCCUGUCCCGACCUGCCGGGUACUUGGGUGCCGCUCCGCCCACAGCUCCGGGUCGGGUGGGGCUGGAGGUCGCGGAUAGGGCUCGCUGGGUCUCUGCCACCCACUCUCUCUGCGCCUCAGAGCCCCCGUUCUUUCUCGCUGGCUGGGCCUUUCCUGCCUCCUGAAGGUGACUUCCUUCUAGGGUUCCAGCCAGUCUUCUAGCUUUCCCAACUGUCCUUGGCCUUUCUUCCUCUCCCCCCCCCUCCCGCCCCCUUUCCUCCCUCCACCUGCACAACCCAAGCCCUCGGUGCAUCCAGCCCCGCUCUCCGAAAGACACGGGUGGGGACCCUAGGGUGGAGGGACCUUCCCCACGCCAUCUGCACACCUGUGCCCGCCUCUCCCCCCUCGAGGCCCCGUCGGGGGAGGGAGGGGCAGUAGCGGGGGUCAACACCCCCCCCAAAACCUUUGUCUUCCAUUUUCUGGCACUUCUCCUCAUUGAUGUCCCUCUUCCCAUCUCACACCCCCAACUUUGGCCUCUUUUAAGGGCCCGUCCGCCCCCAUGGACAGAUGGGGGAAAAGGGGAGGACACCAGGAAAUCACCCACCCGCCCCCCCUUAUUAGGGGAGGAGGG